AUGACUGUCGUGCUCUACUGCGGAUGGAAGAAGGUGGAGGAAGACGUGGCGGUCGCAAGGGCAGUCAAUGUGGCUGUCACAGCGGCUGCCACUGAGAUGGCAGUGGCAGCGGCUUCCACGUCAGCUUUAAGGUCGACGUGGAUGCAGAGUGUUGACGUGGAGAUGGAGAUAUUCGAUUACAGUGUCUCAAAAGAUGAGGUGGUAGACGAUUGCAUUAUUUGUUUGUCAAAUUAUGAAGAAGACGAGCAGUCAGCAUUAUUAUUGCCACUGUGUCGACAUAAAUUCUACGUGGCGUGCAUUCAAAGGUGGCUGGAGUGCUAUGGCAGAUGCCCCAUCGGCGGCAUGACUCCAAUUCCCUCGCAACUUGUUUCACAAACAAGCACAGAUGUAGUGCAUAUCUAUGUUGCAGUGUCUUAG
Molecule: messenger RNA, 417 nt
Organism: Cryptomeria japonica (Japanese cedar)
Lineage: Eukaryota; Viridiplantae; Streptophyta; Pinopsida; Cupressales; Cupressaceae
Product: RING-H2 finger protein ATL5-like
Exons: 1
Coding region: 1-417 (138 amino acids)
Source: RefSeq, a predicted model, not a curated record